Molecule: messenger RNA, 5380 nt
Organism: Polistes dominula (European paper wasp)
Lineage: Eukaryota; Metazoa; Arthropoda; Insecta; Hymenoptera; Vespidae
Gene: GABA-B-R1
Product: gamma-aminobutyric acid type B receptor subunit 1
Biological process (GO): G protein-coupled receptor signaling pathway; gamma-aminobutyric acid signaling pathway
Cellular component (GO): membrane; G protein-coupled receptor heterodimeric complex
Molecular function (GO): G protein-coupled GABA receptor activity
Source: RefSeq, a predicted model, not a curated record
GAAAGCUCCCGCGAAACUUCCAUCUUCCAUUAAAUGGACUUUAACUCGGACAUUGAGAUGGUCGUUAGCUCGAUAAACAUUUUAUUCUUAUGAUAAUGAUCGUGUGUUCGCACAAAGUCAUUUCUUGUCAAUUUUUCAAUUGAUCGUAUUGUGCGAGAACGUGGAAAAAAAUAGUUGCCAAAAAUAUUUCUUCGAAAGGGGGUGACAAAAAAAAAGCCUUCUUCUUAAUCGAGAUCGAAACAGGGUUGUUUGGUGUAAAGAAAAGAAUGAAGACUAUAAAAAAAGUCCACCUUUCUAAGUCGCGUUCAUUCAGCGUGUCGUAGGGAUGAUAAUUUAAAAAAAAAAAAAUACGAAAGGAUAAAUAAUAAAAGGAAAUUACAGCAAUAAAAUGUUGGUCCUAAUCAUUUCCGUUUUAAUAUUAACUAAUACGUUCAUAGAUUCGUUAGAACCUCCUGAUGAAAAUGACAAUGUCCUUCACAUUGGUGGUAUUUUCCCAAUUAACGGAAAGGGUGGUUGGCAAGGUGGUCAGGCUUGUAAACCAGCCGUAGAUUUGGCAUUGGAUGAUGUUAAUCGAGAGAAGAAUUUGUUACCUGGUUUCAUUCUGAAAUUGCAUUCUAAUGACAGCGAGUGCGAACCUGGCCUUGGUGCGUCGGUAAUGUACAAUCUGCUGUAUUACAAGCCCCAAAAACUAAUGUUGUUAGCUGGAUGUAGUACAGUUUGUACCACUGUUGCUGAAGCUGCGAAAAUGUGGAAUUUGGUUGUCCUAUGUUAUGGUGCUUCAUCGCCAGCUCUGUCAGACAGAAAUCGAUUCCCAACUUUGUUCAGGACACAUCCAUCCGCCACCGUGCAUAAUCCUACGAGAAUCAAACUUUUACAAAAAUUUGGCUGGUCACGAGUCGCCAUACUUCAGCAAGCCGAAGAAGUGUUCAUUUCUACAGUAGAAGACCUAGAAGCACGGUGUAAAGAAGCAGGAAUAGAAAUAGUCACUCGUCAAAGCUUUCUCUCUGAUCCUUCAGAUGCUGUGAGAAAUCUACGUAGACAAGAUGCAAGAAUAGUCGUUGGUCUUUUCUAUGUUGUAGCUGCUAGGAGAGUACUAUGCGAGUUAUAUCGUCAUAAUCUUUAUGGGAAAAGUUAUGUUUGGUUUUUCAUCGGUUGGUAUGAGGACAAUUGGUUUGAGAUGAAUCUUGAUAAAGAGAAUAUCGCUUGUACUAAAGAACAAAUGAGACAAGCUGCUGAAGGCCAUUUGACAACUGAGGCUCUUAUGUGGAAUCAAAAUAAUGAUACAACUAUCAGCGGUAUGACGUCAGAAGAUUUUAGGCUAAAAUUGAAUAAAAUGUUGAAGGAAGAUGGCUAUGACAUCGAUAACAAUCGGUAUCCUGAAGGUUAUCAGGAAGCUCCGCUUGCAUAUGAUGCUGUUUGGUCUGUAGCGUUAGCAUUUAACAAAACAAUGGAGAAAUUGAGUAAACUUGGCAAGAGCUUGAAGAACUUUACUUAUACUGACAAGGAAAUCGCCGAUGAGAUUUAUUCGGCUAUCAACUCGACGCAAUUCCUCGGAGUUUCCGGAUACGUAGCUUUUAGUUCGCAAGGUGACAGGAUAGCAUUGACACAGAUUGAGCAAGUAAUCGAUGGGAAGUAUGUUAAGUUAGGAUACUAUGAUACGCAAAGUGACAAUCUUACAUGGCGAAACAUGGAGCGUUGGAUUGGUGGAAAAGUACCUCAAGAUAGAACAAUAGUAAGGACGAUUCUAAGAACGGUAUCACUGCCUUUAUUUAUAUGUAUGGGAACUAUAUCGUCUGUUGGAAUCGUUAUAGCGAUUAUAUUGAUUAUUUUCAACAUCUGGAAUAGACAUCGGAGGGUAAUUAUGUCUUCUCAUCCAGUAUGUAACACGAUCAUGCUAGUCGGUGUGAUAGCCUGUUUCAUAUCUGUAUUUCUUCUUGGAAUUGAUGGUAGAUUUGUUUCACCUAAUGAAUAUCCAGCAGUUUGUCAAGCCAGAGCAUGGAUGUUAUCAACAGGUUUUACUCUUGCAUUCGGUGCUAUGUUCAGCAAAGUAUGGCGAGUUCAUAGACUCACAACGAAAACGAAAGCUGAUCAAGCAAAGUUGUUCAUAGGCAAACAGAAAGUUUCAUCUAUACAGAAGAAGGUUCAACCAUGGAAGUUGUACACUAUGGUAAGCGGAUUAUUGGUGAUGGACAUCGUUCUUCUUGGUCUGUGGCAAGGAUUUCAUCCUUUACAAAGAAACAUCGAGGUUUUCCCAUUGGAAUCACCUCCCACUGGAGACGAUGAUGCUAGAAUAAGACCGGAAUUAGAACAUUGUGAGAGUGAACACAAUAGCAUAUGGCUUGGAUUGUUAUAUGGUUACAAAGGUAUUAUUCUGGUAUUUGGAUUGUUCCUAGCAUAUGAAACAAGAAGUAUCAAAGUGAAACAAAUAAAUGAUUCAAGAUAUGUAGGCAUGUCAAUUUAUAACGUAGUUGUACUAUGUCUUAUAACAGCCCCUGUUACAAUGGUUAUCGCCAGUCAACAAGAUGCCAGUUUUGCUUUCGUUGCAUUAGCAAUUAUAUUUUGUUGCUUUCUUAGUAUGGCGUUGAUCUUUGUACCAAAGGUAAUAGAAGUGAUUAGACAUCCCAGGGAUAAGGCAGAAUCGAAAUAUAAUCCUGAUGUAUGCUUGUCAAAAGAGGAUGAAGAAAAAUACCAAAAAUUAUUGAGUGAAAAUGAUGAACUACAAAAACUCAUUGCUGAGAAGGAAGAGAAAAUCAAGUAUCUGAAACAAAAGCUUGCCGAACGUGACCUAUUAAAAGGAGGAGGUGGAAAUAUUGGAAAGGAUUCCUUAAUUGUUGCUGAUUUUGUGACCGGCGAGGGAACCUCAGAUAGUGCAAUCGGUGGGGGUAUUUCUGUUAAUACAAGAUCCUCUCGAGCUUCCGCUUCCGAUUUUGAGUUAUCAGAAUCGUACUUAUAAAUUCCAAUUACAAUACAAUCUUGAUUCAUUUUAAAGACGUUUCAAAUAAACCAAAGUCUUGUGUACAUUUUGUACCAAGACUAUGGUAUCUCGUAAUAGUCAUUGUCAACAGUAUUUCAUACAUGUAUCACGAAUAAAAAAAAUACUGUUAUUUAUGAGAUCAAGUUUAAAAGAAGGAAAAUAAUAUUAAAAAAGAGAAAGUCUCUCGAAUAUAUCGUGUAAAGUUUAGUAAGCAUGCGAUGAUCGACGUUUAUUCGCUUAGAUUCGUACAAAUAUUAACGAAAACGUAUUCAAAAUUUCUAUAUUUGUGUAAAUGUGUAAAUGUGAACCGUCAGAAGUAUUCGAAACCUCGCGUGAAAAUACGCGUGAAUUGAAUUUGUAAUUUCGUGUUGAUGGAAACUCGAUUGAACGUCAUUUAAGAUUCUAAUUCGAUGAUGAUGAGCAGAUCAAAUGUCGGCCUAGACCAUUUCAAACUGUUCUCUUUCUCUCUCUCCUCUCUCUCUUUCUCUCUCUCUCUCUCUCGCGCGCGCUCUCUUUUCUUUUUCUUUGAAGACUGCAAUAUUUUAGUGUUCCUUUAUUAUAAGAUUUUACUUAUAAAAUACAAAAUGAUACAAAGUAUUAUUAUAUAAUAAGAGCAUACAGAAUCAUAGCACAACUUUUUUUUUUGAUAAUCCGACAAACUUCGUUUUACGGAAUCCAAUCUUAAGGACCAACCUAAAUCCUGAAUAUUUUAUAUUCCUUGAAAUAUUGAUUUUGGAUAUCUAUACAUACAUAAAUAUAUAUACAUAUAUAUAUUUUGGUCAAUUAUAAAUGUAGGAAUGAACACGUAUCCUUCAUCUGUAAGAAACAUUGAAAAAAUUGAGAAACAUAGGUUCGAGUUUGAAAGCAACCGAAGGUCCAAUAUUUUUCGCAAAUUUUACAUUAAAUGUAAAUUUGUAAUUAUCCUAACCACGUGAAAAAUUCCCGGGUCCAAAGAAAUAACAUAUAUCCGAUCAUUUUUUAAUGAUACAAUUCAACAGAAGAGAUAUACAAAAUAUUUAUUUAUUUAUUCUUGCAAUUGAAAGUUUAAUCUACAUAUAUUAUAUAGGAUAAAAGAUAUGUGAUAGGUUUAUUUGACAAAUCUCUGUCCUUGUGACACAUCGAAUAUAGUUUAUUAUCUAAUAAAUAAAUUAGAUGAAGCAGCAAUUGCAGUUAAAUCUCGUUAGAUCAUACACGUUAUUGUUUAUUUGUUAAUCGAUGUAAACCUCAUGAAGUCUGCUCCCAAAUUUUGUAACGUUUCAAUUUAAUGCUUCCAUAUUGAUGAUUGAUAUUAUACUAAUUAUUUUUACAAAUAUCAAUAAUUAUUAAUUAUACAAAAAUACUAACGAGAUUUAAACGCUCACACAGUUCAACCAUUCAUAAAUAAUUUGGGAGUCUUAAUGAGGUGUGUUUUGUGUCAUUUUGAUCUCAUAAUAUUUAUACAAUAGAAAUAAUUGUUUUUCAUUUUGCAUUAUUAUUUAUGAAUGGGCAUUACUCUUUUAGAAUUAUUUCAUUACAUUUCAAGGAUAUGGUUUCUUACUUCUUGUUUUUAGAUACGGACAACAUCGGCUGAUUACAAGAUUAUCAUCAACUGCAAUAUCAAAGCAAUAUGAAUGAACGGGCUAAAUGUUUACGACAAAAAGCUACCUUCUAAAAUUUAAUAUUAAACAUACCUGUGUGCAAUCGUCGCUCUCGAUUUCCUAAAAGCUUUCUUUGUGUUGGACAAGAACAAAUGUUAUUCAUAAUCUCGUACAUAAAAUUUCAUCAUUUAAUAUAAUAAGAAUUGUCCAUUUUCUGAUCAUUUCGUACUAACGUUCUAACUAAAAAAAUGUAAAAGAAUCGUUUAGCAUUUUUAAAACAUGACAACACGAUUUAACUGCAAUUCUCUCUCUCUCGCAAGUUAUUAUAUUAUCAUCGUUAUCAUUACAAUAUUAUUAUUAUUGUUAUUUUGUUGUCUCACAUUAGACAAUUGUCUAGUUCAGGGGGUCGGCAACCUGCGGCUCGCGAGCCACAUGCGGCUCUUUGGAUGUGAAGCUGCGAAAGCUGUUUUACUUUUUUAUCAAAAAACUUUAUUUAUGCGAGUAUUAUUUAUUGUUGGCAAGAAAAAAAAUGUUGUGGCUCUUGAAAAACUUGGAAAUUUGGUAAAUUGUAAUUUUUGGCUCUUUCGAUUCAAAAGGUUGCCGACUCCUGGUCUAGUUUAAUGAUCAAACGUGUUUCCUUUAUGAUUGUAAUUUUAUAAUGCGUUGAAAAUUAUUAUUAUUAUUAUUAUUGUUAUUAUUAUUAUUAAUAUUAUGUAUACGUAUAACGUAGAUUAAAAAGUAAACUAUAAGCACAAGAGCAGCAAUAUGCGCGUUUAAUCUGCGGAUCUGCGCUAUCUUUAGAAAUUUUAUCAAAAAAAAAAAAAAAAAA